Molecule: messenger RNA, 2475 nt
Organism: Coccidioides posadasii C735 delta SOWgp
Lineage: Eukaryota; Fungi; Ascomycota; Eurotiomycetes; Onygenales; Onygenaceae
Source: RefSeq, a predicted model, not a curated record
UCCGGAGCGAAUUAGUCAUUGCAACCCCCGCUUCUCAAUCAGAACCGGCUUGCGCUCGCCCGUUCGUUAUCCCGACCCACUCUAGAGGCAGUCAGCCCGACGUCCCUGCUUGCACUUGAAAUUGGCUUGAACCAGGAGCUCGGCCAAGUAGCGAGGUCCAGCUUGAAGCUUGAUCCCGAAGGCGGCACUUUUCGAGCGCGGAGAAACAAAGAGCCACUAACUAGCCAACUUAUCUGGUUCGGACUCAACCACCAACCACCAACGACCGCGUCCACACACUUCAGCUCCCUUUUUUUUUGCAAAAUCAAUCAUCUAGCCCAAAUCAUGGGUAUGUCCAAACUGUCAUCUUCUUUCCUAUCAGUGACCGUUGUCUCCCCACCUGCUAUGGGCAUGGACUCGAUUUCUCUUUAAAUCAAUCCCGUUUCAUCACCAUCAAAUUAGUUAGCUACGUCAUAUCAAGGCCUCUGGCUGUCGUCUUCCGUGCUGGAGUCACGGAACGAUUCUAACAUCAACCUUGCCAUUCCUUUCAUUUUCCUCGAUUAUUAGAUUCACAAGACGAAGGACAAUAAUUGACGAGUGUUUUUUCUUUUCUUUUUUCUUCUCUUUUUCCUUUUAAUUCCUCUCUUUGGAGGGAUAACAGAGGCGCAAUCCGAAACGGAUACGCUGUUCAAAGUCAACUCACCUGCUCCUACCUGACGUUAUUGGCCGUUAGCUAGGGCUAAUUUCCAAUCGCAAUUUCGCCGUCACGGCUCCUUCUUUUCCUCUACGUUCUGGAGCGCUCUAUUUCUGAUGCCGACUUACCACGAACCUGAUCCGGCGCCCGGUAACGGGUCGAUCGGCCCUAACGAGCACACUGGCCUGCUUAACGGUCACGAUUCAAGCCCCCCGCCGUCGGUUUUCAAUAAACUAAUGUGGUAUCGAAGUGACCGUCGGGUCUGGGUGCGUCUGCCAUCUGAGGCAUUUUAUCUGAGUUACGCUACUUUGGUUAGCAACUAUGUGAAUAUCUUGUUGGUUUUAGUGCCUCUGGGUAUGGCUUCAGGGGCGGCUGGAUGGAAUCCUACUGCUACCUUUAUUCUUAACUUUUUCGCCAUCAUUCCUCUUGCAUCGCUGCUGAGCUUUGCGACGGAGGAGUUGGCCGCAACUCUUGGUGAAACCCUUGGUGGACUUCUGAAUGCGACUUUCGGCAAUGCAGUGGAGCUUAUUGUCAGUAUUAUUGCGCUUCAAAAGAACGAAAUAAGAAUCGUGCAAGCUAGCAUGCUCGGCAGCAUUCUAUCCAACAUCCUUUUAGUCUUGGGAUGCUGCUUUUUCAUUGGUGGUAUCAAGCACCAUGAGCAGACAUUUAACUCAACCGUCGCUUCAACAAUGUCUUCUCUGAUGGCAGUAGCUUCGGCGUCGUUGAUUAUCCCCGCGACACUUUACGCCGCUCUAGCUGGAUCCAAAUCUGAUCCUCUGGGCAACAUCUUGAUUUUGUCGCAUGGAACGGCGAUAAUCUUACUCAUUGUGUACAUUAUGUACUUGUACUUCCAGCUAAAAUCCCAUUCGGAUCUCUUUGAAAGCCGUUCCGGAGCCGCCCUGGAAUCUCAGGAUCACCAAGUGGAGGAGACGAACGACAAUCCACAAAUUCUCAACCCAUGGGCCGCUGGAAUUCUUCUACUAGUGGUCACAGUGACCGUUGCAAUUUGUGCGGAGUUCCUCGUUGGUACUAUCGAUAAUAUUGUUGAGUCUGCAAACAUUAGUAGGACAUUUAUCGGUCUCAUUCUCAUCCCAAUUGUGGGCAAUGCUGCUGAGCACGUAACUGCCAUUGUGGUGGCUUAUAAAAACAAGAUGGAUCUUGCAAUUGGAGUUGCCAUUGGCAGCAGUCUUCAAAUCGCGCUCUUCGUUACACCUUUCUUGGUUAUCCUGGGUUGGAUCUUCAAUCGCGAUAUGACACUCCACUUCCAGACAUUCGAGACGGUUGCAUUCUUCGUAUCCGGAUUGGUGGUCACCUUGCUCAUCCAGGAUGGAAAGUCAAACUAUCUUGAAGGGGGUUUGUGUCUCGGAAUGUACGUGAUUAUUGCCCUUGCCUUCUACGUCUAUCCGGACGACGCCAAGGAUAUUCCAUCUUGGUUCAAGACGUUUGCUUCCCCAGCUUAAACUCUUUAUAAAUCCUCCUUCUCAUAGCCCUAGGGGCGUCCUGUCACCACGACAGAAAUUUUCAUAUCAUUUUUUCGUUAUCAUAACACUAAGUCCUGACCUGGAUACCCUUCGUUUGCUUCAUUAUUUCCUUGGAUGGUGAGGUUUUCUGAUUUUCUCGGUAUUUCAUUUCUUUUGCCCUGUGGGUGUGGAAAAGAAGUUCUUAGUAGUUAGGUCAAUAUUGGGAUAAAAAUAGUGAAAGGGUUUGGUGUAACUGCUAGCUAUAGCAAGGACAGAAUUUCAGGUUUCCUUUUUUCUUUUUUUUAAUUAUUAUAAUAACAAUACACAUCAUCCACCAUACAU